GGAGAAUUUAAAAAAAAAAUAGUGGUUAUGAAAACUUCUGUCACUUAGGUGUUUGCUAACCAGCUAGAAGGCAGUGGGUCCUAGACAGCCAGGCUGGAAGAGCAGCACACACUCCUCUGCCAGUUGGCUGCCAGGUGCAGAGACCACACAGGGUCCCCUGUACCCAGUGGGGCACAGCCACUCUAAUCAGGGGAAUAGAGUACAGAGGACCCAUCAGCAUGGCUGUGGAGGUGGGCAAUGGGGAGGCGCCACCACAGAAAUGACUCUGGACCAUGAAGGAUGAAGAAAGAAGAAUGGAGCCCCUGCCAAGGCCCUGAGGGUAGAAGAACCUGUAAACUAGGGGAGUCCCCCAAGUUGGGGAGGGGAAGGCUGAGGAGGAUCCCCUUUACUGCCUUUUCAGUCUCCCAAACCAUUGGGAGGUUUGGGACAGAUGCCCCUUCCCUAUCUGGGAGCUGUAGAAACAGGGGGUGCCACAGAUCCUCUGGCGAAGCGAGGAUGGGGUCUUUUGGUGGCCCUUCAGCCACCUAUCAGAGUUCUUUGGGCAGGUGCUAGUCCAGAGGCAGGGAGCAAUGGCUGUGAUCACCGGAGCUUGACUGCAAGCCCAGGGAGAAAGGAAGCACUAGCGGCUCAGGGAAAGCACAGCAUCCUGGCUAGCCCUCUUCUGGGAUCCUCCUAAUCUCAGAAGGAAGGAAUAGGGAACUCCAAGCCUCCUGGGCUUGAACCUUGGACUGUGGUCUAUGACUUUGGGGGGAUUCUCUUUUAAGGAGGAGGGAACUCCAAGGCCCUAGGCCUGCACCCCUUCCUAGGGAGGGCUAGCCUAGCUCUUCACUGGGUCCCAGAGCCCCAAGAAACCAGGCUAGAGUUGCACGCUAGCUGGCAGACUGGGCUCUGACCCUUACCCUGCUGGCUGCAGGUAAUCUUGGCGCUGUCAAGCCACCUGGGAGCUGUAGAGUCAGAAAAGCAAAAGCUCCGGGCACAGGUGAGGCGCCUGGUACAGGAGAACCAGUGGCUGCGUGAGGAGCUGGCAGGGACACAGCAAAAGCUUCAGCGCAGUGAGCAGGCUGUGGCCCAGCUUGAGGAGGAGAAGCAACACCUGCUGUUCAUGAGCCAGAUCCGCCAGCUGGACGAAGACACCUCCCCCAACGAGGAGAAGGGAGACAUUCCCAAAGAUUCCCUGGACGACCUGUUCCCCAAUGAGGAUGAGCAGAACCCAGCCCCUAGCCCUGGUGGAGGAGAUGUGGCUGCUCAGCACGGAGGCUAUGAAAUCCCAGCACGACUCCGUACCCUGCACAACCUGGUGAUUCAGUAUGCCUCACAGGGCCGCUAUGAGGUGGCUGUGCCACUCUGCAAGCAGGCACUUGAAGACCUGGAGAAGACAUCUGGCCAUGACCACCCUGAUGUGGCCACCAUGCUCAACAUCCUGGCACUAGUCUAUCGGGAUCAGAACAAGUACAAGGAGGCUGCCCACCUGCUCAAUGAUGCCCUGGCCAUUCGGGAAAAGACACUGGGGAAAGACCACCCAGCCGUGGCUGCAACACUAAACAACCUGGCGGUCCUGUACGGCAAGCGGGGCAAGUACAAGGAGGCUGAGCCUCUGUGCAAGCGGGCACUGGAGAUCCGGGAAAAGGUCCUAGGCAAGUUUCACCCAGACGUGGCCAAACAGCUGAGCAACCUGGCUCUUCUGUGCCAGAACCAGGGCAAGGCGGAGGAGGUGGAGCACUACUACCGCCGGGCACUAGAUAUCUAUGCUGCACGCCUCGGGCCUGACGACCCCAACGUGGCUAAGACCAAGAACAACCUGGCUUCUUGCUACCUGAAGCAGGGCAAAUACCAGGAUGCAGAGACCCUGUACAAGGAGAUCCUCACCCGAGCUCAUGAGAAGGAGUUUGGCUCUGUCAACGGGGACAACAAGCCCAUCUGGAUGCAUGCAGAGGAACGGGAAGAGAGCAAGGAUAAGCGCCGGGACAGCGCCCCUUAUGGGGAAUAUGGCAGCUGGUACAAGGCCUGUAAAGUAGACAGCCCCACAGUCAACACCACCCUGCGCAGCUUGGGGGCCCUAUAUCGACGCCAGGGCAAGCUGGAGGCCGCGCACACCCUGGAAGACUGUGCCAGUCGCAGCCGCAAGCAGGGCCUGGACCCUGCCAGUCAGACCAAGGUGGUAGAACUGCUGAAAGAUGGCAGUGGUGGGCAGGGAGACCGCCGUGGUAGCCGAGACGUGGCUGCAGGUGCUGGGCCUCGGUCUGACUCUGACCUGGAGGAGGCAGGGCCUGCAGCUGAGUGGAGUGGGGAUGGUAGCGGCUCGUUGAGGCGCAGUGGCUCUUUUGGGAAGCUUCGGGAUGCCCUAAGGCGCAGCAGUGAGAUGCUGGUGAAGAAGUUGCAGGGGGGUGGCCCCCAGGAUCCCCCUAACCCCAGGAUGAAGCGGGCCAGUUCCCUCAACUUCCUCAACAAGAGUGUGGAGGAGCCAGUCCAGCCCGGAGGCCCAGGUCUGUCUGACAGCCGCUCUCUCAGCUCCAGCUCCAUGGACCUCUCCCGACGAAGCUCCCUCGUGGGCUAAUCCUGAAGGGGCAGCUAGUCCCCAGAGCCUCAUCCCGUCGUGUCCCAACCCCAGCCCUGCGCAUGGGCCCGCUGCUUGUCCCACCUAUCUCUCCCAAGGUCCCUGUCUUUUCUGUUCAAUCUCAGGGUAACCUCCUCUCUGGUCAUCUCAGCCUGAACCCCGGAGGCUGGGCCUGCCCGCUCUGUCCCUUAUUUAUUCCUUCUAGCAGGGCCCCUCCUCCCCAGGUCCGGGUGGGCAGGAGGAGCUGCCAGGAGUGUCCACCCUUCCCAGACCCCAGAGCCAAGAACGCUAAGCACCUGCAGUCCUUUCAGUGCCCUUGCCCUCCCCUCCCCAUCCCACCCUUCCCUCCUGGCCGUUGCUUCUGUAUAUAGAGAAAUAAGUUAUUGGCCGCGUCCCUUCCUUCAGUCCAUGGUACUACCCGGGCCUCCCUCGUCCCGCCCUUCUCCGUGGUACCGCCCAGGCCUUAAUCACCCCAUUCUGCGCGGUGGUAUCUCCCAGGCUCCACGUACCCAGGAGCGGCGUUUCCCCAAAGCGUUCCCGGGCCUCUCGCGCUCUUCCUGGCCUCCAGGGGACCCGCCCUGCCCUGGCCGCAGGACGGAGGAUCUUUCGCUCGCGCGCGCUCCGCGGAGCCUGCCUGGUGUCCCAGCCCUAUGCACUGCCCCUCCCGCCUCGCCACGCCCCCUCCGCGCCUGCAGCUUCCGCGAGCGGCCGUGACUGCCCUCGGCGGGAGGGGCCGCCCCACAUGUGGGGCCUCGGCGGUCGCUUUCUAUUUUCAAAUGUUGCUGUAGAAAUAAAGACGGUUUGAAUCUGA
Messenger RNA from Otolemur garnettii (small-eared galago), 3365 nucleotides. RefSeq names its product kinesin light chain 2 (gene KLC2). The record is from RefSeq and is a predicted model, not a curated record. Gene Ontology annotation, cellular component: cytoplasm; membrane-bounded organelle; kinesin complex. The transcript has 14 exons. Gene Ontology annotation, molecular function: kinesin binding. Bases 1103 to 2554 code for a protein of 483 amino acids. NCBI's taxonomy places the organism in Eukaryota, Metazoa, Chordata, Mammalia, Primates, Galagidae. Gene Ontology annotation, biological process: microtubule-based movement.